Paralichthys olivaceus (Japanese flounder) is the source of this 1716-nucleotide messenger RNA. It is a transcript of the gene timm23a, whose product is annotated as translocase of inner mitochondrial membrane 23 homolog a (yeast). Gene Ontology annotation, biological process: protein import into mitochondrial matrix. The record is from RefSeq and is a predicted model, not a curated record. Gene Ontology annotation, cellular component: TIM23 mitochondrial import inner membrane translocase complex; mitochondrial inner membrane. Gene Ontology annotation, molecular function: transmembrane protein transporter activity. NCBI's taxonomy places the organism in Eukaryota, Metazoa, Chordata, Actinopteri, Pleuronectiformes, Paralichthyidae.
UCUCGUUUCACAGCACUUCCGGGUCGCUUUAUUUCGACGUCAUGACGCAGCGCGCAGUCUGACGUCAGUCCCCAGCAGAGGAGCGUGGAGGUCAGAGACGAGAUGAAAACACGAGUUCCGUCAUUUUGAAAGAUUAAAUCGGUGUUUUCACGCAGGAGCUUCCCGCGGGAUUCAUCAGACUCGCUGUGAAAACACUCCGGCUCCGUGUCCGUGGGUUCUUCAUCGUGUCCUCCCGGAUUCCCCGUGUUGCGACACAGCUAACGUCAGCUAGCCGGGCCGGUGGCAGCGAGCUAGCUAGCCCCCUUCCAGGUUUCUCCAGGUCUCUCCAGGUGACCCCCGGAGCUUUACACCGUUUUAACCAUGGACAACAACCCGCAAGGACCGGGGGGAGUGAAGGGAGGCCUCGGGGGUCUCUUCAGUGGCGGAGCCCCUGAAUACUCCAACACAGAGCUCGCCGGUGUCCCGUUGACGGGGAUGAGCCCUCUGUCCCCGUACCUCAAUGUCGACCCUCGUUUCCUGGUCCAGGACACAGAUGAGUUCAUUCUGCCCACAGGCGCCAAUAAAACAAGAGGACGGUUUGAACUGGCUUUCUUCACCAUCGGAGGCUCCUGCAUGACUGGAGCAGCAUUCGGAACUGUGAACGGUCUCAGGAUGGGGCUGAAAGAGACCAGAGAGAUGGCGUGGUCCAAACCUCGUAAUGUUCAGAUUCUGAACAUGGUGACCAGGCAGGGUGCUUCAUGGGCCAACUCUCUGGGUUCUGUUGCGUUGUUGUACAGUGUGUUUGGCGUGGCGAUAGAAAAAGCACGAGGAGCAGAAGAUGACAUCAACACAGUGGCUGCGGGGACGUUAACUGGGAUGCUCUUUAAAUCAGGAAGUGGAUUAAAGGGUGUCGCCCGUGGAGGCCUGGUGGGUUUGGCCUUAUCUGGUGCCUACGCUCUCUACAACAACUGGGACCACAUCACCGGCACCCCCACAUCCUCCAGGCUGUACUAACCUUCCUCCAACACAUCUGCUUCAACGUCAGGGCCAAACAUCUCUCCAGGACACAGCCUUUCACCACAGCGCUAAGAGGAAUUAGACUCUGGUCAAAUGCAGUGUGAAGCGUGAGGUGGCCCUCCAAUCAUACGCUUCCCUUUUCCUGGAGCAUUCUGGGAAUUAAAAAUAUGUGUCUGAAAAAGACGUCAUUAAAAUGUGGACUACAUUCCCCCGGAGAUCCAGAUGUAGACCACCCAACAACACCUCUGUCCUCAUCUGUCUCUAAUCCUCUGAGGUUUUCCUGUCACUGAUCUGAUCAGUAACCAGAACUGCCUGUGAGGAUGUUGUAGAGGUGCGUCAUCUGUUAUAUUGUUGUUUAUCGGAGACUUUUCAGUCUUCUCUGAUGCUUGUGUUGAAAUGAGUGAACCCAUGACCUGUGGGCUGAACGAGCCUUAUUAGUCUCUAAAAUAAAUUGUGACAUCUCGUGUGUGUUUCACACGAUGGAUUUCAGUGGAUUCAUGUUCAGAAUGUUGGACCUAACGACUCUUCUGUUGUAGAAGAGUAAAGAGAUUUUCAGUUCUCCUCUGGUAUUUAUUAAAGCGUAUCUGCAGUGGGGUCUGUUUUACAGAGCAUGAAGAAAUCAGUGUAAAGCUGUACUGGAAGUGUGUGCUGAUCAUGUGUCUCCAUGGAGCCCACCGUUUAAAAAACCAAACAAAUUAAAAAAAGGAAAUGUUCACCAAA